Molecule: messenger RNA, 728 nt
Organism: Phytomonas sp. Hart1
Lineage: Eukaryota; Euglenozoa; Kinetoplastea; Trypanosomatida; Trypanosomatidae
Source: the annotation of a GenBank genome assembly
GCAAAAAAAAACGUAGAAAAAGCAUCAUCUCAUCAAUAUUUUUAUAUUGUAAAGUCUACGAAAAUGGGUCGUAAAAAAAUGCUCUUAGAAACAACGCCAGAUUUAGAUUUCAUCAAGGGCGGCCGCCUGAAUAUGGUAAUUCAUCGUGAAAAGGAAGAUUUUACGCCGAUUUCCACUGAACCUGAUUGCUUUUUUAAUGACAAGCGCAUUAUUCGAGCCGAAAAUAUGGACAACGUCACCUUUAAAGAUUGUGUGUUUAAGGUUACGCUAGAUUUUAUGAUGCCGAUUGAGUGCAUGGAGGAAACCGCUGUGCGGGAAACUACGGAUUGGGUGCUUUGCUCGUGUAGUGCUACGGACGCGUUUUACUCGAAAACGGAGGCACGCUUAGUCCUACAGCAGUGUAGAGUAUCAUUAAAAAGUAACGUCCAGAAACUGACAACACCGUUUAUCAUGAUAUUAUGUUUUAAAGAAAAGGAUGUGUGGGUGGUGGAGAGAGUGCUCCGAUGAGCUGAACAACAUACAAUACUUUGGGGGUUGUUUUUGUUUUAGAGAAAGAGAUUCACAAUGAGAUGUAGGUUUUACAUCUUUCUUAGUAGAUUUUAAGUUCACUUUGCCUUUUUACACUGCUCCUAACCCAUUUAUACAAAAGGGUCGCUUGACAUUGUCUGUUUCCCUCGUGUUUAUUCUUAGGGGAAAAAAAUGUUUUACAGCAUGUUGUUACAUACUUU